Molecule: messenger RNA, 838 nt
Organism: Pistacia vera
Lineage: Eukaryota; Viridiplantae; Streptophyta; Magnoliopsida; Sapindales; Anacardiaceae
Exons: 2
Coding region: 1-819 (272 amino acids)
Source: RefSeq, a predicted model, not a curated record
AUGGCAACAAGCAACAGUAGAGAAGAACGAAGAAGGAAAAUCAUGGCAAGAGGGUCCGAUCGUCUGGCCCUCAUCACUGGCAAAAGCCCUAGCCUUCCUUCUGAUCAUGAUCCGCCCAAUCAGUCAUCCCCACUAACACUCUCUUCAGAUCAUCAUCCCAACCCACUAAAAGAUGCCGGUUCACUUGAUGCCUCUGGCUUCACAUUGCUGAAACGUGACACAGGUGUGAAGGUUUCAGGGGAAAAUAGAUAUGAUGAAAUUGUAAACCAAAUUGAACACCAACAUGACACUAGUAAAGAAGCUUCUGCUGUAGAAGACAUGACCAAAUCAGAGCCAUGGCCGGCGACAUUGAUAGCUGAAACACCAUUAAAUGACACACAGCCUGUCCCAAAACCAAGCAGGAUUAAUCAACUUAAUCUUUUCUCUUGCAAACAAGUGAAUUCCUGCAUAAUCGCUUCGCAAAAUACUCGAAGCUUUUGUGCUCUCAUCAUAGCCCUUUUGGUAGUUCUGUCAUACAUUGAUUAUCCAUAUUUUGGAAUGAAUAUAGUGAGAUCAGAAGGGAUUGUGGCCUCAAGGCCUCUUUACAUUCUCUUGCUAACCGAUGUGACAAUUGUGCUUGCACAAUUGUAUCUCGAGGAGCGAACGCAUUCGGAAGAAGCUGAGAAAGAAAAAGUGAUACCUCAGGAAGAAAAGCAUAACUUGAUACAAGCAAUUCAAAUUAUGGAGAAAGGCUUGGUGGUGUACCAGAGUAUCUGGGCAGUUUUCAUUGAUUUCAGUAUUUAUGUUGUGGUUGUUGUUUGUGGCCUCUCUUUAGUGUAGCUUCUGUUAUAAUGUUGUU